CUUCGCCAGUUUGUCGUACACUUCUUUGAAUCCAUUUGCCCCUUCCUCGUGGUGAUCUCUAUUCAUUGGCCGUUCGUCGCACUCCUAAAAUAGUCAGGGAACGUGGGUGUCACGAUUCGGGGACUCGUGUGACCAGACGGUGAUACUAAUAUGUAUCGCAUAUGGAAAAUUGAAGUGGUGAUACGUCGAGGUCAAGUGGCCUCGUGUGCACCAAAGGAGCUGAUGCAGUGGGUAAUGACCCUGGGGGCACCAGCAUGAUUUUUCUAGAGAGAUUUGUAGUUUCUAUGGCGAUCCGGGGGACAACAUUGCCAUUGUGGGAUUAUAAAUCCAGGGUAGCGAGGACUCAUCUGCAUUUUGUUCCCGUUUUUCCGGAAUGACUGCUUUCCUGAGAGCCGCUGGGCUCAUCCUAAUCGGUUGGCUUUCUUUCGGGUCUGGGAGUCAUCGAGAGGAUGUCGAUAUAGUUUUCAUCGAGAGGAGAAACUCCAGGACUUCUGAGAUUCCUCUCCAUUUUACGGCGUUCAAUCAAAAAUUCGAGCUGAAACUCAGAAGAAACGACAGACUCCUAGCGCCUUACUUCCAAGUGUGGCGUCACGAGGGGUCGAACAAGAUUCAGGAAAUUCCAGGGUUGAGUAAUCCGCCUCCUUGCUACUACCUCCACCAGGACAACAGGAGCAGUGCAGCUCUCAGUCUUUGUAAGGACGUAAUCGAGGGUGUGAUACUACUCAACAAUUUAGCCCUGGAGAUUUCUCCGUUGGAAGAAAUGGGCCAUAAUUAUCGAAACAGGACGUCAACGAGGGAGAGAGUCCCUCACCUGGUGAAGCGAUCACACAUUGCGCCCCCGGAAUACUUGGAAUCUAAUAGAAACAUUGCGGUACUGCCGCUGGACUCGAUACCAAGGUCCAAGCGAGGCUCCUCCCAGGAGUUGACGAUCGAACUAGCGGUGUUCUUUGACGAUCCAGGGUACAAGCUCUUCGCCCCAUUCUUCAACAGCGACGAAGGAAAAAUGAGAGAUAUGCUGCUGGCAUACGUCAACGCCAUCCAGGCCCUCUUCUACCACCCGAGUCUGGGCUCCAGGGUGACUAUAGCUCUCGUUCGCCUUGACCUCAUGAAAAAACAACCUUCCACCCUUCCUCAUCACGAUGGCCAGCGUGAGAGACUUCUAGACUCGUUCUGCAAUUACACCAGUGCUAUCAAUCCUGAAAAUGACGCGCACCCCAAUCACUGGGACAUCGGCCUCUACGUGUCCGGACUGGAUUUCUAUGCCGAAGAAAAAGGACAGAGAAAUGGCGUUACUAUGGGACUUGCUACCGUAUCGGGCACAUGUUAUCAUCAGUAUUCUUGUGUGAUCGCUGAAUUGGGCGCGACUAAUCGUUUGGGGAAGCCGUAUCCGUCGGCGGGAUUCACAUCGGUCUACAUCGCUGCUCAUGAAAUUGGACACAAUUUAGGAAUGCAUCACGAUUCAACGGGUAACCCGUGCCCUCGGGACGGUUACAUAAUGUCCCCAAGUAGAGGAUCCACUGGUGAGACGAUCUGGUCGACGUGUAGCCGUCAGGUGGUGCAGGAGCUUCCGCAGACGAAGCCCUGCCUCAUGGACAAGUCGUCUCUGAGGGCAGAUAAAUUCCUGGAGCACGAACGCUUCAACACACUUCCUGGGCGCGAAUGGACGGCCAAAAGACAGUGCGAAUUACUACUGCGGGAUAAAGACGCAUCAGUAGUUACAUUGGCAAAUGCCUGUCAGUCCCUGCAAUGCAGGAGUCCACACCGCAGUGGUUACUACUAUUCAGGACCAGCCCUCGAGGGGACUUUCUGUACAGAGGGGAUGGAGUGUAGAGGAGGAGAGUGCGUUCCGGCGCUGUAUUUUCCCUCGGAGAAGCCGCGUAAACCGAAGCCAAUGGGUGAAAACAUCUGGAGCAAAUGGAUUGAGGGAAAAUGCACAAGCGGAUGUAUCAGCAAGUCGAAGGGAGCGAGAUCGAAGAAAAGAACUUGCAGGGAGGACUCGCGUGUGUGCGAGGGUCUGGCGUUCGCCGUGGACCUCUGCCAGGACUCGAAACUCUGUACAAAACGCCUGACAGCCGAAGAUUUCGCGACUAUCAAGUGCAGGGAGUUCAGUGAUCGCAUUCAGGAGCUCGAUCCAGGGGCUAGGGGACUUCAGGCACCCCACGAGGUGGACAGGCCAUGGAUGGCCUGCGCCAUCUUCUGCAAACGCAGGGACAUCGCGUCGUACUACACCCCGAGAGUGGAACUCAAUGAUUUGGAGAUCGAUCCCUAUUUUCCCGAUGGCACGUGGUGUCACAGCGAAAAAGGAAGGGAUUACUUCUGUCUUCAACAUCAUUGCUUACCCGAAAAUUUCCGGUUCCAGAAGAACUCGCCGGUCGAUCCCUGGGAUUUCGAUAUCGGUCCGCAAAACGCAAGACCCGGGGGUAAUUUUGUUUCCCAGGAGAUGAGAGAUUAUUUCAGUAUAAAUGACGAUGGGACACCUUUGUUGAAAAUUCUUCCUGAAAGGGAUUUUGGAGGGGAUGAGUGGGUUGAUCAGGAUUAUCGUGAACUUCCGGGGGAGAUGUGAGGAACAAUGAAUUAUUCAAUAAGGGCGGAAAUGGGAUCUGGGAUUUUGCUUCAGAUGAAUAUUCCAGAGUUAGAGGUGUAUUUAUCAGGGUUUUGGGACAAUUCCAUAUUUUUCUUGAAAAUUAGAGACUUUAUUGAAAAUUUUUAAACACUUGGGAAGUGUUUAAUAAAAAUCUGAAUAAAUGCUCCAGUUUUUUUUUUAAUAAAAAUUUUAAUCUACUGUAACAAAACGAACUAGCAAUAAAUGAAACCUUGAAAAAUCACAGCAAUAUCAGAAUUAUUACUGAAACUGUAUGGCUACUCUGCCUACUUUGUCCACU
Molecule: messenger RNA, 2882 nt
Organism: Fopius arisanus
Lineage: Eukaryota; Metazoa; Arthropoda; Insecta; Hymenoptera; Braconidae
Gene: stl
Product: stall
Exons: 4
Coding region: 374-2563 (729 amino acids)
Biological process (GO): proteolysis; extracellular matrix organization
Cellular component (GO): extracellular matrix
Molecular function (GO): metalloendopeptidase activity
Source: RefSeq, a predicted model, not a curated record